Messenger RNA from Perkinsus marinus ATCC 50983, 3204 nucleotides. Its product is annotated as histone deacetylase, putative. Lineage: Eukaryota; Perkinsozoa; Perkinsida; Perkinsidae. The transcript has 20 exons. The record is from RefSeq and is a predicted model, not a curated record. Bases 24 to 2183 code for a protein of 719 amino acids.
AGUAGUGGUGGUCAUAAUUCGUGAUGACUGGGGACAUUAUAGCAGGGUCACAGGCUAAAAUCCAUAGUCUGGAGCACCCACGGAACACCUGGCUGAACGGUCGUCUUGGCCUCGUUGAGGAGGUGCAGGAAGACGGCUUCGUUGUGUUCACUCUCAAGGAGCUGCAUCCUCAUCGAGGUAGCCUCCCGGAAGCCGAACCGCAACGUAUUCGACUGCACUCUCGGAAUUUGGAACCCUUCGCUGGUCCACAAACGGAGUUGGCGAUGGAGGGCGAUUUGGAAAUCCAUCAAGGAUGCAAGGCGCGGAUCACUGGUCUGGUGAAACACAGCGGAUUCAAUGGCGUAGAAUGUAUAGUGGAUAAGUGGCAUAUGGACAAGGAAAGGUGGAUAGUACGUCUGCAAGGGUCUCCUGACAAGCGAGUACUUGUACGUGAGCGCAAUCUACAGCUUGUGGACGGUCUCAAGAACGAAGACAAAGUUGCCAGCGAGGUCCUGAAACCCCAGUUCUGGAAAGAUGCAGUGCCAGACCCAUCUGAUCCACGUUCUCUUAUCGGUCGCUACGUUAAAAGGACCUUUAGUGGUACUCCCGUGUAUGGGAAGAUCCUCCGAUGGUAUGGCCCUCGUCUGGGUUUCUUCAUCCGAUAUGAAGACGGCGAAAGCGAGCACUGCUCGGUCAGUGCUGUGAGACGCAUCAUCAUCCGGAGUCAAACUCCGGAUAUCUCUCUGCAAGACCGACGGCUGGCUGAUCGGAAAAUUGGAGAAUACCCAUCGAGUCCGUCAUCAAGCUCAUCAUCAGAAUCAGGAGAGGGACACUCUAGUACGGCACGGAAACGACGGUUGAGGUCGCCUCCCAUAGCGAGGCCUAAGGUGCUGCGAAAGCUCUCGACAACUGAGCGUGUCCCUAGAGCUGGGCAAUGGGUGGACCGUGACGACCUCCCAGCCAAGUCCGUGUAUGACUUGGUCAGUGAUGGGCCGAUCGAUAGACCCUUGUUGUUGUAUAAUCCACUGUUCAUUAAACAUAAUGGUGGGGCUCAGGACAAGCACGGCAGAUGGGUACGCAGUAUCAAACGAGUGUUGCAGACUCGAAAACGUUAUAUCGUGCCAGACUGUAAGGAAUCUCUAUGGGACUCCUGUGCAUGGGCGGACAGUGUGUCCAGUCCUGUCACCAUCCCUGAUGUCCUCGUUACUAACAUACACUCUAAACGCUACCUCCAUGAUUUGGUUUCUAUUGAUAAUUAUCUACAACAACAAGUGGAGCUCAAAGACAAGCCUCUAGAGGAAAUAGCCGACAGUGAGCUCCCUGUCGUAGAUUUGUGCUCUAAACGUUGCGCCAGACUUGUCGGAAGAGCACUCACAUUAUGGCCAGGGGAAUGCUGUAUGGAUCCCUAUACUCUAAAGGCCGCCCUCCUCCGUUGUGGUAUGAUGCGGGAUGCCCUUGUGGCGGUCCUCUCUGGUAGUGUCCCUACAGCGUUUGUCCUGGCUCGUCCGGCAUGCCAUCAUGUACCAUAUCGUGUGAAAUCGGAAGAUAUCCACAUCGAAGAUGACAUGCCCGAAUUGAACGUCGUCGUCGAGUCGCCCGCCAUCAAGUUCAUGAACUCGCCACAGAACAAGGGUGCUAGAACUGCAGAGGGUGUGUCCAUCGCUGGGAUAUGUGAAGGGUGUCGAGAGCAAGCUGAUAACGAUUACAUGCUCAAUUGUGACCGGGAGGGCUGCAGUAAGAGUUGGCAUGUAUACUGCCUCCCCGACCCUCUGCCGAAAUCCAUCCUAAAGAGGCCGGAGUUCAUGUCUAGAAAUUGGUACUGUCCAGCUUGUCUGGAGGCUCCUGGGCUCAUCAAGCCGCAGGAAGCUGAUGAGAUGAGAGCAUUCGUGGCCUCGUUAGUGGAGAACUCUGUGGAUGAAUCGGUGAUUCCCGGCAUGAACCUAGCGAGCUCAGAACUGGAUGAUGAUGCUGUGGAUUCCGACAUUGCUCAGUCGGACAUGUCCGAGAACGCCCCCUUGAUGGGUUCUGCCAUGAACAUCAAGCCUGGUGACGAGGUGAUCCAUACCCGUCGCCGUUAUAGUCGAGACCUUCCUUUGCGUAGUUGUCUCUGGGCUUCUGUUUCGUCAACGCCGUUGCAUACGCCAUUAAGGUGGCGCAAGCGGCGGCGGUCCACGAGGGCCGUAGAAUUAAAUUUGCGAUACUAGACGUCGACGUCCAUCAUGGUAACGGUAACGAGUCUGCUUUCUAUCGAGAUGCGGACGUCUUGCACAUGUCAAUCCAUCGAUGGGGUAAAUCCCGAGAUGGUGGUAUCAUCAUGCCGGGCACGGGGGCCCAUACGGACCUUGGUCGGCAAGCAUCUGGUGCCCGUGGGAUGAACCUCAAUUUCGAAAUGCGAGAAGGCGAUGGUGAUAGGGAAUACACUGAUGUGGUGACCCAGAUCACUCGCCCGGUCCUGGAGCAAUGGAAGCCCGAUAUAUUAGUAGGGUCCAGGUCUGCAAGGAGACUUUUGAACCUUCGUCGUGGCUCAGUUGUUGCUAUGUGGUUUCGAUGCGCUCGACCAUUCACAGUCACAAUUCAAGUUCCAGGGGCCGGGGAUGGACUGUCGCUUGUCACCCGAUUGGUGAGUAGACCUUCCUACAAUGGCGAGACGUUCCACUAUCAUCAGGUAUGGAUGGUUGUAUCCAUAUGUGGCCUCCUGCCUCGACCACGGUAAAGUAAUAUGCUGCGCGGAAGGAGGGUGAGUUCCCCAUGCCCAGUAGCCUCCACCAGCCACGUCUAGAUAUGAUCCGAAGAUGACCGGUCCGGCCGGGGGUAGUCUAGUCCGCAGCAUUCUGGACUAUACUGAAGCUACACGUAAUGCGGAAGAUCUAGAUAAAGCUCGUCGAGCAGCGCUGGAGUCUCUACCGAAGUGUCUCAAGCCCAUAACGGACUGGGUAAGAUGCUCCUCCCUCGUCGGCGCUGAUGCUGGACGUGCUGAAUUCUGUGUGGUUUCGGGUGGGGAAGCCCCGGCGUCAUAUAGACCCUUCAGGGAAUGUAUUGUUUCGGCUUAUGAUGAUUGCCUUUGCAUCUCUGCAGGGACGACAGCAAGUUUGGCUACGACAUCUCCAUACCAGAAAAGUGGUGUUCCAUGAAGCUGGCUGGGCUGGCAUUGACACCGAAGAGACUCUGCCUCCUCGUUCAACGGUGCCGAAAGCUUCCAACGAUCAACUGUAGAAAUGUUUUCAU